GUGCGCAAAACAAAACAGUCUCGGCUAACCGAAAUCGCAGAAAAACGCAUUUUCAUCGUUCUCUGCAGUUAGUCAUCUCGUUUAUAGUUGUGCAAAAAGUUAAUUGGAAUUCAGGUUAACUAGCGACAAAGGAACUUCCAAUAAUAAGCGCCAUUAUCUGCAUCCAGAUAGUGGGUAACGAAUUGAAAGGUAUUUCCGUGCGCCCGGCUUCACCAUAGCGCAACAGCAAAGCUUGAAACGGAACCAUCCGGACCGAGUUUCUUCUCCUCCAAUUAGCAGCAGUCCGCUCAUUUCUAAUUGGAAAAACGGCGCCAAGAUGGAGCUCCUGCAGAAACAAUUAGGUCAGAUCAAGGUGCCGUGUGCCAACGAUAACGUCUACAAGGAAGAAUGCGUUUACAGCUUUGAUAAUCCGGAAUCGCCGACCGGAUUGUUUAUCAGUUUAACCAGUUUUCUCGGUUUCGGGGAGGAGUACGCCAAAGCGUACGCAGCUAAAACUGGCAAUAAGGUGUUUCUGCACCUAAAGCGCGAUAAGAUUGAAAUUCCGGAACAGCCGCAGGAGGGUCCGGAGAAGAAAAUUACCCGGCUGGCCAUUGGGGUUGAGGGUGGUUUCAAUCCGACUGACCAGAAAAAGUAUGAGUACAAAGAGCACUACAAGGUGGUGGUUCUGCCGGAGGGUGAAGGCUUCCCGUACCCCAAUCAGGAUCUUCCGCUGUUAGUAACGAAUUCGGUGGAAGCUGUGAUCAAGGCGGAAGCUGCCUCGGUCAAGCGAGAGCGGGAACAGAUGAGCGGCACCUGGGAUGGGGAGCUGAGACAGGUAUCGCGACAUGCCGAAAACUUACUGCAGCUGGACAAUGGCAAGAAGGUUCCACCGACCGGAUGGAAAUGUGAGAACUGUGAUUUGACCAGCAACCUGUGGCUGAAUUUGACUGACGGAGCCAUUCAUUGUGGUCGUAAGUUUUACGAUGGCACUGGAGGAAACGAACAUGCUUUGAAUCAUUACCGGGAGACAAAUUACCCUCUGGCGGUAAAGUUGGGGACCAUCACGUCGGAUGGCAAGGGAGACGUUUAUAGCUACCAAGAGGACGAUAUGGUUGAGGAUCCUUAUUUGAUUAAGCAUUUGGCUCACUGGGGCAUCAACGUUGGUCAGUUGGAAAAGACUGAAAAGUCCAUGGUCGAACUGGAGUUGGAUCUGAACAAAAAGAUUGGUGAAUGGGGAAUUCUUUGCGAAAGUGGCAGCAAUCUGCAACCGAUUGCUGGGCCAGGAUUGACGGGAAUGCGAAACUUGGGCAAUUCCUGUUACAUGAACAGCGUGAUGCAAGUCAUGUUCACGAUUCCGGAUUUCGUCCAACGAUUUGUCGAUGGCGCGAAGGAAUAUUUUGAUAAAUUCCCUGCUGAUCCAGCAAAUGAUUUUGAUAUUCAAAUGUCCAAACUGGGAACGGGUCUUUGCAGUGGAAAGUACAGCGUGCUGACUGAUAGUAGCAUGGACACGGUUGAUUCGAGCGCCGGAAUUGCUCCGACCAUGUUCAAAGCGCUUAUCGGAAAAGGUCAUCCGGAUUUCUCCACCAAACAACAGCAGGAUGCUCAGGAAUUCUUCCUUCAUUUGAUCAACAUGCUUAAGAAAUUCAGCCGUAACCAGAGGGAUCCGGCUGAUGCUUUGAAAUUUUGUUUGGAGGAUCGAGUAGAAUGUACCGCAAGUGGCAAAGUUAAGUAUCAUCGACGGGACGAGUGGUGUUUGCCUUUGCAGAUUCCGCUUCAUUUGGCAACGAACAUUGCUGAGGUGAAAAAGUACGAAGACGACUUGGCGUUGGCAGAGAAAGAAGGCCGUCGUAUGGAUCCGGAGGCUUUGGUCCGUCCGAAGAUACCGCUAUCAGCUUGCCUGGACACAUUCGCAUUGCAGGAAACCGUUGAGCAGUUCUACAGCACUGCCAUUCAGGCGAAAACUACUGCCAAGAAGACUACUCGGCUGGCCAGUAUGCCAGACUUUUUGCUCCUGCAUUUGAAGAAAUUUACCCUCAAAGAAGACUGGACCUCUGUUAAGCUAGAUGUUGCGAUCGACAUUCCGGAAAUCCUAGACUUAGAAACCCUUCGUGGAACCGGUAUUCAACCCAACGAAGAAGAACUUCCCGAGCUGGUUGGCAAAGCACCGACUCCUCCUCCAAUGGACCCCGCCGUCAUGGAGCAACUGAUGCUGAUGGGUUUCCCUGCCGAUGCCUGCAAACGGGCCAUCUUUUUCACGAAAAACUCGGGUAUCGAACCGGCCACCCAAUGGAUUAUGGAGCAUAUCGCCGAUGCAGAUUUCUCGGCUCCAUUUGUGCCACCGGGAACUGAUACAGGAAAAUCGGGAGGGGCCUCCGCUUUCGUGCCGGACCCUAUGGGACUAGAAACUCUGAUGGGAAUGGGUUUCACUGAUCUGCAGGCUACCAAGGCUUUGAAAGAAACCAACAACAACACCGAACGAGCUGUUGAUUGGAUCUUUUCACAUGCGGACGAGCUGGACAGUAUUGCCAUGGGCGGUGCCGAGGAAACCGGUGCUGGCAGCGCUGAACCGAACGCUUCGGCCAGUGCUCCCCAAUAUCGCGAUGGAAGUGGAAAGUACAAGCUGGUGGCGUUCAUCUCCCACAUGGGCUCGUCGUCCCAGGUUGGCCACUACGUCUGCCACAUCCUGAAGGACAGCAAGUGGGUGAUCUUCAACGACAACAAGGUAGCGAUCUCGCAGAAUCCCCCGAAGGAGCUGGGCUAUCUGUACUUGUACCAGCGAGUUUAGAUAAUUUUCGUCCAAAAGCUCUCUCUUUAGUAGCAGUGCAAAGUGGCUCGUCAAACAGGAUUUUUUCGGCUCCGCGUAAACAUUUUUUGAUCAUUUUUUGUUGUAUUUUCCCUAGUGAAAUUCUUUUUCCAAAAAUAAGUCUUUUUUCUUUGUUUUGUAGUACAACUGCAAACUAGCUUUUUCCUUAUUUGAUUAAAGCCUAGAUUUAAAACAAGCUAACUUAUUGUCUUGAGCCUUAAGUAAGAAUUCGGAAAUAAAUCAAAAGAAAGAAUCGUUUGAAAGUGCAUAUGAAUGCUUUGUAUAUAC
Messenger RNA from Uranotaenia lowii, 3070 nucleotides. It is a transcript of the gene Usp5, whose product is annotated as ubiquitin carboxyl-terminal hydrolase 5. The transcript is spliced from 3 exons. Lineage: Eukaryota; Metazoa; Arthropoda; Insecta; Diptera; Culicidae. Gene Ontology annotation, biological process: protein deubiquitination. Gene Ontology annotation, molecular function: cysteine-type deubiquitinase activity; protein binding; zinc ion binding. The record is from RefSeq and is a predicted model, not a curated record. Bases 317 to 2764 code for a protein of 815 amino acids.